Molecule: messenger RNA, 1056 nt
Organism: Ostrinia furnacalis (Asian corn borer)
Lineage: Eukaryota; Metazoa; Arthropoda; Insecta; Lepidoptera; Crambidae
Exons: 3
Coding region: 97-957 (286 amino acids)
Molecular function (GO): protein binding
Source: RefSeq, a predicted model, not a curated record
AAAAACUUGAUGACAUCGUUAUCAGUGAUAAAAUUUAGUAUUUAAUUCGUCUGCACACGUAAUCCUCAUCACUUUGGCUACUGCUAAAAAGGCAUAAUGAAUACACAAGUCGCCAUAACGAUUCUUCUGCUGGUGGGCUUGGUCACAGCUGUGCACAGUUCCAGCGUCAACAAUGACCUUAACAAUGAAGAUGCAGUGGUUUACCCGCGAAAGAAUUAUAUUAUGAAGAUCGUGGUCCCAUUAAACUCGAUGACCCUCAACGAGGAUACAGAUAACAAAUACUUAUUUUAUAUUGACGCUCAAAAGGGACUGUACGUGGAGAAGAAUGGUGAGGUCACGAAGCUUCUUACAAAUGUAGUUGAUAUCGCCGCCACCAUGGACAACAGCAACAAAGUUUACUUAGCAGCGACAGACGGCAUUUACACCUUCAAAGCUAAAGACAGAAUAGCAGAGAAGUACGGUUCUUUGACUGACAACGUGAUUAGCAUCGCAGUGACUAGUGGUACAGAAGAAAUAUACAUCAUAACUAAAGAAAAAGUCCUUUAUAAGGUUACUGAUGGAGGAAAUAGUAAAGUUGAAAUCGCUAAUGUAAAAGACGCGCUUGGGAUGGCGUUGGAUGGAAUGAAUAACCUGUAUUUUGUCGACGGCAAAAAGCAGGUUUUUGUAAGAAGCACUGAUGGUAUUGUGACUAAAGUGAAGGGGUUGCCAGAGAAUCCUACAGUUGUAAAGCUGAUCAAUGGUGUCGGUAGUAGUAUGAGCGUCUCUCUUUUUAUAGACAACAUCAUGUACAGAGUAUAUUUUAAUGGGACCUGUGAAUUCGCAAAUUUCAACUCCUUUAAUAUGGCUACUGCUACUUCGCCUGACAGCUGCUUGAUCUACGUGGACACACACACAGAGACCAACACACAUACACACACGCACACAAACAGCAACUGUACAUGCCCAAGCCCAAAUUGAUUGGGUGCCACUUUGGUUCAAUAAAUUCUGUCAAAUAGUAUCUGAUAUUGUUUUAAACUGUGUUGGAACCAAAUAAAUUAUUUUUUCUUUCUAUAUAAA